Molecule: messenger RNA, 3647 nt
Organism: Daphnia pulex (common water flea)
Lineage: Eukaryota; Metazoa; Arthropoda; Branchiopoda; Diplostraca; Daphniidae
Product: pleckstrin homology domain-containing family M member 1-like
Exons: 6
Coding region: 1317-3395 (692 amino acids)
Source: RefSeq, a predicted model, not a curated record
CAGCUGACGAAAAAGCAUGGGCGGAAGUAUGUUGGAAAAAGGGGACGACAUUAAUCGAAGCAACAUUUUUCAACGGGUAAUUUGCGAUUGUUAGAGAUAUAAAUGGUGGCAUUUUAAACUCUGUAUUAUGGUACGAAGUUUUUGAAUGAGAAGACAUUGAUCUUACGAAGUUAUCAAAAUGUUGAUGUUCUGUCCCACGUGUGGAAAUCUUUUGGGUGUUGAAGAAGGACCCAAGUGUUUCCGAUUCUCUUGCCGUACUUGCCCUUACGUAUUCAACAUUAAUCGAAAAGUUAGCAGCAAAUCAUUCCCCAAACUUAAGGAAGUGGAUGAUGUAUUAGGAGGAGUUGCUGCCUGGGAGAAUGUGGAUUCCACUGAAGCAACUUGUCCCAAGUGUGACCAUUCAAGAGCUUACUUUUUGCAGAUGCAGACACGAUCUGCAGAUGAGCCUAUGACCACCUUUUACAAGUGCUGCAACCACGAGUGCUCCAACCUGUGGCGUGAUUAGACACAACCUGCCUUCAAACCCCCACUUUCUUUUUUUCAUGUUAAACUCAACUCAUUAUCGCCUUUAAAAUUGUCAAAUGAUCAACCCAGUCAUCCUCCUUGGGCCCAAGAACUCCGCAGCCAUCCUAAAAAAUGCAGUGGAGCUUCUGAAAUCGGGCAGUGUGAUUGCUCUUCCAACAGACACUUUAUAUGGGAUCGCUUGUCUGUCCCAAAGUUCAGAAGCUUUGAAAAAACUUUAUCAAAUCAAAUCGCGAGACAAGAAUAAACCGGUUGCUAUUUGCGUGUCGCAAGUUAGCGAAAUCGCCAAGUGGGGACACGUUACAGUAGAUGAACGUCUACUGCACGACCUUUUACCUGGACCCGUCACCCUUGUGUUCGAAAGAAGUCCUGCCUUGAAUCCUGAACUCAACCCCGGAACUAAACUUGUUGGCAUUCGAAUUCCGGACUCUUGGUUCAUUCGUCAACUGGCAAAUAGCUGUGCUGAACCUUUAGCGUUGACUAGCGCCAACAUCAGCGGAUCUCAGAGUACUCUAUCGGUGGAAGAAUUUCUAGGGAUUUGGGAGCAUCUCGGGGCUGUCUUCAACGGUGGCCCUAUUCCAGACGGCUCUACCGCUCGACUAGGAUCUACUGUUGUCGACUUGUCGUCACCUGGCACCUAUCGCAUCAUUCGUCCUGGCUGUGCUCAAACAAUUACAGUGGAAAAGCUGAAGAAAUACGGAUUGGUUGAAGCUAGUGAACCAGCGUCUGAAAACGUUUAGCCCCCUCUUCUUGUCUUUAGUGCUUAUGUGAGUGUUGAUUCUGUGUAUUGAAAAAUGUGGAAACGCCAGAAGACCAGAGAUGACAUGAAUUACGACGCGCUGAUCAAGACGGCACUGACGGGCCACUUGGGUGAAGCUGUGCGAGAGGUGCAACGUCAGCAGCAGCAGCAACAACAACAGUCAACAGCGGUCGUCGAAGGGAAUAGUGAAUCGGCUCAUACGCUGUGCUGUGUCUUGGAAGCUCUGUUCGUUCACCGCCUACGUGAUUCAUUCAUCGACAAGGUUUCCAGCGUCUUCUCUGGUGAUGUGAUUCGACAACCGUCGCCCAACUUUUGGCCUUUCUUGCUCGGGUUCUCUCAUCGACAUUCGGUUGACUACUUGUCAGAUUCUUGCCCGUGGUUGAGGUCUGACAUUGGCCGAUGUCGCGGAUGGAUUAGGCUCGUCCUCAACGAUGGAAUGCUCACCAGCUACCUUGAGCUGCUAGCUGGGGAGCGUCGACUUCUCAAUGACUUCUACGAUCGUCAAGCGUACCUCCGUGAUCCUGAGCAUCUUGAUAUAGCUAGAAAGCUGUUGAGCGGCAUAGAAAUGCUUCAAUUUCGUUUGGCCGUCAAUAGUAGCAUGUUAAACAACUGGAGCACGACCCCUCUGCUUCUGGCUGGGCUCUGGUCACCGCCUACCCCACUGGUCCAAGAGGCUGUCGUACAGGGGGUCGAUGCGGCCUUGUGUUUCACCGAUGAAGACGAGACGUUACAGCCCAUCAAGCAAGCCAGCAAGUUAACAACGAGCUUGGCGUCAACCAAUGUACCGAAGCUCGAUGAAGAUAUGGCUUUUCGUUUGAUAAUUGAAUCAGAUAGAAAUAUACCUAGCGGUAUGCUAGCCCCAUUGGGAUCUCCGUCUGUAGCAAUACCACCCGCCUUAGUCCCUCCCGUAGAAGAAGUUCGUCUCUCACAAUCCCAUUCAUCGUCCCGUGUCGAUGAUUUGCCGGAGGAAGUUGAUUCGCAAAUUGUUCUCGUCACCCGCCUACGGAUGAAAAAUAGUCGGUCUACAAGCCCAGCCGUGCUGGAAGAAGCUAAAGUGAACGUACCUGUCGCUCCAAGUCUCCCAAGCACUCCGCCACAAUCGUUGUCGGAAGAACUUGCGGCUGCCGAGGCUUUGACUGAUGCUGUGGGUGACGAACAAGAAGAGACCGAAGAAGAAGCUUCGACUUUUGAAGAUUUGUUAGAAAAUUACUCCAACUUUAACAUUGGCAGCAACGCCUUGACCAAAUCGCCGAAUUAUUCGCCAACUGAAUCGACUACAAGAGAUAGUUCUCCUGAAGAGAAAUUCGAGAUCGUUUCUGACGAAAAAAAUCCGCAAUCGCCGUUUGCAUCCAUGCUGUUGACGUUGAAUCAGGAAUGCAGUCUUGUCAAACAAAAUUAUCGCUGCGCCGGAUGUUCCAGCCCGAUUGGCCUAAUCUACGGCCCUGCUCGAGUUUGUAAUUUCAGCGGCGGUUUGUAUUGUUCGGACUGUCAUACCGACGCUGACGAAGUUAUCAUUCCGGCUCGGGUUUUCCUCAACGGCGAUUAUUCAAAGCGCAAAGUCUGCCGUGCCGUUCGGCAGUUUUUCCAAGACAUUGAAGUUGAUCCGGCAUUGGAUGCGAUCCAGUUUGAUCGCAACAUCUACUCUUACCAGCGGGAAUUUGCCGCCUUACUCGACGUUCGAACGCAGCUACAACAUCUGUCUGCCUUCCUUCUGACUUGCCGCACGCCGGAGAACGCUGGAGAAGAGUUCCGCAAACGUACUUAUGGCAAAGAGUAUUUGUAUAUCCAGCAGCACGUCUACAGUCUAGUGGAUUUGCCUUUGAUACAAUCCGGACAGCUUCAUCAGCAAUUGACCAAAUUAUUUCAAUACGGCAAACUACACGUCAGCGGAUGCGGCCUCUGCUCGAUGAAAGGUUUCUUGUGUGAGGCGUGUCGUUCGGAUGCGGUCAUAUUCCCUUUUGACUUGGAUUCGACGUUUAGGUGCCCGAUUUGUGGUGCCGUGUUCCAUUCGGAAUGUAUGGAUCGCUUCAAACCGUGUCCGAGAUGCGAGCGGUGGAAAAGUCGAGAGAAGAAUCAAGUCGAGAACACAGAACAGUCAGACCAGGAAAUUUAAAAAUGGCAGAUCUAAAAUCUCGAAAUUGGUGUGUGUUCAUAGAUGUCGUAACUCUUUGUGAAUUCUUUGUUUUCUAACUGCCAAAAAUUCAUUACAGCUAGUAUAGUAGAAUUGGGAAAUUUUUCACGUGUCGCCCUGAGCAUUUCUUUUGCAGUGCAACUUGUUUUUCGAAAUAGGUUUGAAUCGUGACGAGUACACUGGUGAUCCUCUAUGUAGAUAUUGCAGAGUACAAUACAAUUCAUUCGUUUGGAA